Molecule: messenger RNA, 6593 nt
Organism: Miniopterus natalensis
Lineage: Eukaryota; Metazoa; Chordata; Mammalia; Chiroptera; Miniopteridae
Product: KIAA1217 ortholog
Cellular component (GO): cytoplasm
Source: RefSeq, a predicted model, not a curated record
GUUUGGGGUGGGGUUUCGCACCGUCUCCUCCUCCCCGCCCCCGACCCCCUUCCAGGCGCUUUCUGCGAGCUUCCAGAAGUGCGCUGGGAAGUUUAAAGAGCGGAGGGGCGCCGGCGCUGUAGGCAGGGACAAUGGAAGAAAAUGAAAGCCAGAAAUGUGAGCCGUGCCUUCCUCACCCGGCGGACAGCAGACACACGCGGGAACAAGGAAAAAGCAAUCUGCAUGUAACUUCGUUAGAAGAUGCAGAAUGUCGCAGAACCAAGGAACGCCUUUCUAAUGGGAACAGUCGAGUUUCGGUUUCCAAGGCUUCCCGAAAUAUCCCAAGGAGACACACCCUAGGUGGGCCCCGAAGUUCCAAAGAAAUACUGGGAAUGCAAACAUCUGAGAUGGAUAGGAAGAGAGAAGCUUUCCUGGAACAUCUAAAGCAGAAAUACCCCCAUCAUGCCACAGCAAUCAUGGGCCACCAGGAGAGGCUGAGAGACCAGACAAGAAGUCCCAAACUGUCUCACAGUCCUCAGCCUCCCAGUUUGGGCGACCCUGUGGAGCAUUUAUCCGAGACCUCUGGAGACUCUUUGGAAGCCAUGUCUGAGGGAGAAGCUCCAAGUCCGUUUUCCAGAGGCAGCCGAACUCGAGCGAGCCUCCCGGUGGUGAGGUCGACCAACCAGACAAAAGAAAGAUCUCUGGGGGUUCUCUAUCUCCAGUACGGAGAUGAAACCAAGCAGCUCAGGAUGCCCAAUGAAAUCACAAGUGCGGACACGAUCCGGGCUCUCUUCGUAAGUGCCUUUCCACAACAGCUCACCAUGAAGAUGCUGGAGUCACCCAGUGUUGCCAUUUACAUCAAAGAUGAAAGCAGAAAUGUAUAUUAUGAAUUAAAUGAUGUAAGGAACAUUCAGGACAGAUCGCUCCUCAAAGUGUACAACAAGGAUCCGGCACAUGCGUUCAAUCACACACCCAAAACUGUGAACGGCGACAUCAGGAUGCAGAGAGAAAUCGUGUAUGCAAGAGGAGAUGGCCCUGGCGCCUGUCGACCUGGAUCCGCGGCUCACCCGGCCCACGCCAUCCCAAACUCCCCGCCGUCCACUCCGGUGCCCCAUUCCAUGCCUCCGUCCCCAUCCAGAAUUCCUUACGGGGGCGCGCGCCCGCUCGUGGUCCCCGGCAACGCCACCAUCCCCAGGGACAGGCUCUCCAGCCUGCCGGUCUCCAGAUCCAUCUCCCCCAGCCCCAGCGCCAUCCUGGAGAGAAGAGACGUCAAGCCGGACGAAGACCUGGGCGGCAAGAACAUGGCUCUGUACCGCAGCGAGGGCUUCUAUGCCGACCCUUACCUGUACCACGAGGGGCGCAUGAGCAUCGCCUCGUCCCACGGCGGGCACCCGCUGGACGUCCCCGACCACAUCGUGGCGUAUCACCGCACGGCCGUCCGCUCGGCCAGCGCCUACUGCAGCCCGGCCCUGCAGGCGGAGAUGCACAUGGAGCAGUCGCUCUACAGGCAGAAGUCCAGGAAAUACCCAGACAGCCACUUGCCCACGCUGGGCUCCAAAACGCCCCCCGCCUCCCCUCACCGAGUCAGCGACAUGAGAAUGGUGGACAUGCACCCCCAUCACAACGCCCACGGGCCCCCUCACCCGCUGCAGGCGGACCGGGCCUCGCCCAGCCGCCAGGCCUUCAAAAAGGAGCCGGGCACCUUGGUGUAUAUUGAAAAGCCACGGACCUCCCCGGGCUUAGCCGGCCUCGUGGACCUCGGCCCUCCUCUAGUGGAGAAGCAGGUGUUCGCUUACAGCACCGCCACGAUCCCCAAGGACCGAGAGACCAGUGAGAAAAUGAUGAAAACAACAGCCAAUAAGAACCACACAGAUAGUGCAGGAACUCCCCUUGUUUCUGGUGGGAAGACUCUCAGCGCCCUGGAGGGGCCACCCAGCCAGCCCCUCCCUGCCAGCACCUCGGCCGUCCACAUGAGCCUGCUCGACAUGAGGCGGAAUGUGGCCGAGCUCAGGCUCCAGCUGCAGCAGAUGCGACAGCUCCAGCUGCAGAACCAGGAGCUGCUGAGGGCCAUGAUGAAGAAGGCUGAGCUGGAAAUCAGUGGCAAAGUGAUUGAAACGUUGAAGAGACUGGAGGAUCCUGUGCAACGACAGCGUGUCCUCGUGGAGCAAGAGAGACAGAAAUACCUGCACGAAGAGGAGAAGAUCGUCAAGAAGCUGUGUGAGCUGGAGGACCUUGUUGAAGACCUGAAGAAGGACUCCGCAUCGGCUGGCCGAGUGGUUACCCUGAAAGAUGUGGAAGAUGGGGCUUUCCUCCUGCGGCAAGUGGGAGAAGCUGUAGCUUCCCUGAAAGGAGAAUUCCCUACCUUACAAAACAAGAUGCGAGCCAUCCUGCGCAUAGAGGUGGAGGCCGUGCGGUUUCUGAAGGAGGAGCCACACCGGCUGGACAGUCUCCUGCAGAGAGUGCGGAGCAUGACCGACAUCCUGACCAUGCUGCGCAGACAUGUCACCGAUGGGCUCUUGAAAGGUACAGAUGCAGCCCAGGCUGCUCAGUAUGUCGCUAUGGAAAAGGCCACUGCUGCAGAAGUCCUAAAGAACCAGGAGGAGGCGUCCCACGCCCCGGGCCAGCCCCUCCAUGGCUCAGGAGUCCCUCGAGAUGUGAAGUCGGAAGUGGUGCCCUUGACGGUUCACCACGCACAGAGCUCUCCUGUGGUCAUCCAGCCCUCCCAGCUCUCCUCUGCCCCGCUGAACCCUGCCCAACACCCAGCCAGCCCCCAAGCUGUCACACAGGAAGUGACCUCAGCUCUGCAGUCAUCACAGGCAACUCAGUCCCCACAGACGCCCGUGAAUGGUUCCUCCAUGCAGAGCUUGUUCAUUGAAGAAAUCCACAGUGUGAGCGCCAGGAACAGGGCCGUGUCUAUUGAGAAAGCAGAAAGGAAAUGGGAAGAGAAAAGACAAAAUCUGGACCACUAUAAUGGGAAAGAGUUUGAGAAGCUCCUAGAGGAAGCUCAGGCCAAUAUCAUGAAGUCAAUUCCAAACCUGGAGAUGCCCCCAGCCUCUGGCCCACAGUCAAAGGGCGAUGCUCCCAUGGACAAGCUGGAACUUUCAGAAGACUCUUCAAACUCAGAACAGGACUUGGACAAGCUGGGGGGCAAGUCCCCACCCCCUCCUCCCCCGCCCCCAAGACGGAGCUACCUGCCGGGAUCAGGGCUCACCACCACCAGGUCCGGCGACGUGGUCUACACCAGCAGGAAGGAGACCGCCACUAAGGCAAGCAGUGAAGAUGCUGGACCCAGCCCGCAGGCCAGAGCCAUAAAAUGCCCAACAGAGGAGCCUGCUUCAGCCUGGACCCCAUCCCCACCACCAGUCACUACCUGCUCCUCCAAGGAUGAAGAGGAGGAAGAAGAGGGAGACAAAAUCAUGGCAGAGCUCCAGGCAUUCCAGAAGUGUUCCUUUAUGGAUGUAAAUUCAAACAGUCAUGCUGAGCAGUCCCGGGCUGACAGUCACGUUAAAGACACUAGGCCGGGGGCCACAGUCUCACCCAAGGAGAAGAAGAAUUUGGAAUUUUUCCAUGAAGACGUACGGAAAUCUGAUGUUGAAUAUGAAAGUGGCCCCCAAAUGGAAUCCCAAAAGGUCACCACAGGUGCUCUUACACAUAGUGACCAUCCUAAGUGGGAAAGAGGAAUGGAGAAUAGUAUUUCUGAUGCAUCAAGAACAUCAGAAUAUAAAAUUGAUAUCUUAAUGAAGGAAAACUCUGUAUCCAAUAAGAGUUCACUUAGAGACAGUAGAAACUAUUCCCAGAAAAGUGUGUCUAAGGUCAAUUCCAGUUUCCCUGGCACUAGUUCCUUAGAAGAUGAAAUAAGCAAAGGGCCUCCAGUCUCAGGACUGCAGGACCCUCUAUCGGACACCGAGAAUCAGAAGAUGAAUUAUGGAAAGACAACAGAGAUGAGUCAGCAAGAUCAAGAAAAUACCGAUAGGUGUCGCCUACUGUCUCCCACUAGAUCAACUGAAAUGAGUAUUUGUGAUGUCAAAACUCAAGAUCAAGGGGUUCCUGUGACAGAGUUUGGCCAAGUUGUGCUAAGACCCAAGGGCGCUUGGCCUGCUAAUAACAUGAAGCCUAAUGAGGACAGAGAAUCCACCCCAAGUUCCCCCACUGAAGAAAGCGCACCCCCAGACAACAUCGCCUUCAUGAUCACCAGGACCGCGGUGCAGGUCCUCUCCAGCGGGGAGGUGCGCGACAUCGUGAGCAGAAAGGGAGAGGAGGUGCAGACGGUGAACAUUGACGCCAGGAAGGAGAAGCCUUCCCAGCCGGAGGGGACUGAGCACGAGGAGCCGGUCGUGUGCCUGGACAAGAAACCGGUCAUCAUCAUUUUCGACGAACCCAUGGACAUCCGGUCGGCCUAUAAGAGACUCUCAACCAUAUUUGAGGAGUGCGACGAGGAACUGGAGAGAAUGCUGACGGAGGGGAAGAUAGAGGAGGAAGACGAGGAGGAGAGCGGCGACGCGGGGGCCCAGGGGCACGCCUCGCAGAAGGUGCUCAGGGCUGCGCCGCGCAGCCCCGGGCCAGGCCCGCAGGCUGGGAGGCCCCUGCCGCCGCACCUCCUCUCGGGCGACACCGGGGCACCGGGACAGGAAAGGAGUCAGGCCGAGCCCACCGCCUGCGGCCAAGCACACUCUCCAAGUUCAGAAAGCAAGUGCGACGGGCCGUGCGACCAGUCGGAAAGCCCCAAGAAGAAGUUCAAGUUCAAAUUCCCUAAGAAGCAGCUGGCCGCCCUCACCCAGGCCAUCCGCACGGGAACCAAAACGGGCAAGAAGACCCUGCAGGUGGUGGUCUACGAGGAGGAAGAGGAGGACGGGGCGCUGAAGCAGCACAGGGAAGCCGGCCGGUUCGAAAUCACCCGGCCUCAGCCCGAGGACACCCUCCCCGGCAGGCUCCGGAGGCGAGAGCCGCCCGGCCUGGACAGCACGUCUCCCGUCUCCAGAACGGAUGAAAUUCGGAAUAACACCUACAGAACGCUCGACAGCCUGGAGCAGACCAUCAAACAGCUGGAAAACACAAUCAGUGAAAUGAGCCCCAAAGCCCUAGUUGAGACCACAUGUUCCUCCAACAGAGAUUCUGUUGCAAGCUCAUGCCACGUAGCCCGGGAGGCCUCUCCCCAAUCCUUGCUAGUUCUGGAAGAAGUUCCCACUGCCCUAGAGCCCCCCUCAUCAAUACCUUCAGCUUCACGUAAGGCCUCCAGUGGGGCCCCACAGACGAGCAGGAUGCCAGUCCCCAUGAGCUCCAAGAACAGACCCGGCAGCCUGGACAAACCCGGCAAGCAGACCAAACUGCAGGAUCCCCGACAAUAUCGUCAGGCUAAUGGAAGUGCUAAGAAAGCUGGUGGGGACUGUAAGCCUACUUUCCCCUCCUUACCUGCUUCUAAGAUUCCAGCCCUUUCUCCCAGCUCUGGGAAAAGCGGUUCCCUGCCCUCUUCUAGCGGUGACAGCUCUAACUUCCCUAAUCCAACUGCUUCUAAACCAUCGGUUACUUCUAACCCUCUCAGCCCCCAAACAGGACGAUCUGCUUCCUCUGCCUCCCUCAUCCCCUCUGUCUCUAAUGGCUCCUUAAAGUUUCAGAGCCCCACUCACGCAGGUAAAGGUCACCAUCUUUCAUUCUCACUGCAGACUCCAAAUGGCCGAGCAGCCCCUCCUGCCUGUCCCUCCUCCCCGCCCUCCCCCGCCUCCCCCAUUUCACUGAAUCNCCCCAUUUCACUGAAUCAGGGUGCCAAGAGCAUCAGGACCAUCCAUACCCCUAGCCUCACCAGCUACAAGGCACAGAAUGGAAGUUCAAGCAAAGCCACCCCAUCCGCAGCAAAGGAAACCUCUUAAAGGCCAGAUCCAAUUAGGCACAAGUUGGAGUUACAUUUAAAAAAUUUUUUUUAAAAAUUCUGACAGUCUUUAACAACUGUUUUCACAAGAGAAUGUAAUAUUGCUGUACUGUUUGAGGCUUAAUGCUAAGUAUGUGCUAAAUACUGGAUUAAUAGAUUUCAGUAAAGCUUGUUUUUUGCGUUUGUUUUUUUUUUUUUACUUUGUCGCUGUUGUAAUUACAUGAUGUUAACUGUCUAUAUUCAACACCUGUUAAAUGAAGUAAGCAUGUGUUACAGAAAGAGAGUAUGGCGAGAGAGAAGGGUGUGUGAGAGACAGGAAAAAUGUAUUCAGCAUGUAAAACAUGUAUGAUUCCAGAAUUUUAGUAUGUUUUGUAUAAAAAUAUUUUUCAUUACGGAGACUUAGAAGUGAACAGAGAAAUACUCAAGUGUGACUAUACAAAUUGUAAAACAGAUAGUAUAAUAUUUCCUUUUAUUUUAGUGUUAUUUAGCUUUAUUACAGAUUUCUAUUUUUGUCAAAACUUCAUGGUUCCUUUCAAGAUCUUUUUUGCCAAAACAUUUUGAUACUAUAGCAUUGUACAUUUGAAAGUAGUGUCUAGACAAUAAGACAAUGAACUUCUGCACAGACCAACCCAGGGGCAAAUGUAGAAAGCAAUUUAUCAAACCAAUUGCACUGCCACAAAAAUUAUGUAUAAUAAUUUGCCAGCCCAAGCAAGCAAAUUUUCUUUGCCUUUCUCUCUUUCUUCUUCUUUUU